UGAAUGCGGAAGUUUGUCCAAUAGUAACGAAAGCUUUGAGUCGAGGGAGAAGUUCGCAGCUGGAAGCUUUAUUUUCGUACAGCGGCAGAAAACUUGAGCGCUCCAUCAUGGCUGCAGAGGUUUACGCUUCCACGACGACUCCCAACCCCAGAUCCCCCUUCUGCCUUUUUCCCUCAGAGCACCUGGAAAAACAACGCUUCAUCUUAAAAGGCGUUGAAGUGAUGCUGUCCUUCAUCGCCUUCAUCCUGGAGGAGACGGUUAACAGCUGCAUCAGCUGUUCUCCUCUCUACUUCUUUGAGUUUGUCAGCUGCACAGCCUUCCUCUUCACCCUGCUGCUGCUCAUCCUCCUCUCCACUCCGCUGUACCAAAAAAUCGGCAUCACCUCCUGGCCAACUGUGGACCUUGGUUACACCGGUGUCAUCUGUGUGCUGCUCUUCAUCUCCUCCUGUGUCUUCGCCUCAGAGCUCGGCAAUUUGGUUCAGGCCACCGUUGCUGUGGUCUUUGGCUUCUUGGCGACUGCGGCGUUUUUCGUUGACUUCAUCUUGAUGAUGAAGGUUCGCGGCAUUCCCUUUUUCAGCAAAGACGGGAAGCCGGGGCAAAGUAACGGCGUCCCACCAUCAGGAGAGGCGCAACCAGAGACAGAAAAGCUCAACGCGGCCAACCCAUGAGCAAGCCUCUGUUUGCUCAUGCGUGUGAGGUCACACAUUGUUUUCUGUAACAUGAUGCUGAAGGGCCUAGCUUCCAAAGCUGACCUCACCUCCGGUUUUCCAGCCUUUUUAAUUCCAGUUUCUAGCCAUAGUUUCCCACAGCUGAGCGCACUCUGCUCGCCAGUCAAUCAUCAGUUAUCAGUGAGCUGGCAGCGCAGAGCGCCCUCAGUGCCUCGAUUUUAAAUACCGAGUUUUUAAAGAAUAUUUUUUUAAAGAGACACUAAAACCAUCAGACCACUAAACGUCCUGCUGUAAGUUAGCUUUUAGGAUUUUUUUUUUUAAAGGCACAUUACGUGUUAAAUGCUUUGCUUUAUUGUCUUAUUGUGAUAAAAAUAAUUACAUAACCAAACAAAAGUCAGGUCCUGUGACAGCGCCAUGACCUCUGAUUGGUCCUGAGAUAAACCCGUUUCUCCAAUUAAUGCAGCAAAGUUAGGAUUUUCAAAUAUGUCUUCCUUUCGUUUUUAUGUUUGUGAAAUGUUGCACACUUUUACCUCUGCACACGAAGGAAUGUCUGUUCUUUAAAUUUUCUGUUGUGUCCCUGAAUGCCUCACGAUGCUUCAGAUAACUUUUAAAGUUGCAUCAAAUGAUCUAAAAGCAACAAAGAAACGUCACAGAAUUGUUGAGAUUCAGCGUUCGACUCUCUGUGAGGCUUUGUGCGCAAUGAUUCAGAGUGUCCAGCAGGGGGAGAUGUUCGCUCACAGUAAACCACGAGCCUCUGAUCGGACUCUUCCUCAUCUACUCAAAAACAGCAUCCAGGCUCCAUAAAUCGGCCCUCUACAGAAGUCUUAUUUAGUUGAUACAGAUGAGUUUAGGUUAAUGGAAGUUGAUGUAUUUUUAUUUAAUUUUGUAUCCAUAUACUGUGGAAACAUUCCCAUGUUCUUAGCCAGAAGUGCCGUAAUCCCUCCUGUCCAGUCCUAAACCCCUCCCGUCUCUAACGGGAGAGUUCUGUUUGCUGCAGUGAAACUGAGACCGUAAACUCAUCGGGGCAGCGUUGGGCUCAUUAUCAUCAUAAACAUCAUAAUCAGACUUUUAUUUUUCCUGAAACCACCAGAGGAGGCGCCCCCUGCUGGACAUGGCAGAAUUGGCCCCAUCCUUUUAAAGCUGUUUUAUGAGUUUAUUUCUAAAUGUGGAAAUGUGCCUUUUUUUUUAAAUAUACUUUUAUACUUUUAAACUCUUUUUAUAUGUUUGCUGGAAGAAAAUAUCAGUGUGAUCCAGCAAAAACUGCUCAGAGCUUUUUAUGAUUUUUGACUUUUAUCAAUAUUUUUGAUUUGAGAUGAAGUUGAUCAGAAUUUAGAUCCUAAUGAUUGAAAGUAAAGCUUGACCCGGUCGUGUUGAUUUUGGACCUAAUUGCUGAUGUGUGAAUGUGUCAAAGGUCUUGACAAGAACAAAAUGAUGACUAUCCGAGUGCAGCAUGUCCAGAAUCUGUGGGGUUCUCGUUUUUUGUGAGGGCAAAGCUGAGACUUUGGUUCUUUAUUCUGUCCUGUGGCUGAUUUUCAAGGUUUUUGUUGGUUCGAGAAAUGAACCGUCAGACAGUUGUAGGAGGAAAAUCAUGGGUGAAGUUAUUUUAGUGAAAAUAAAAUUAGGCUAACAACUUUAGAGAAAGUAAGUGAAAUGAUGCUGUUUGCUGACAGUGGAACUGCCCUGAGCUUUGGUCAGUGUGCUCACAGCUAUAAGUGUGCAAAAAUCCUCCAAAACAAAAGCACAGUUAUCACUGCAGGUGACGUUUCUUUGGCUAAAACCUCUCUGUCCAAUAUUGAAGGGCGUCACUGCAUAAAGCACCUUGAGGUCACUCGUUAUGAACUGCUGCAAUAUAAAUCAAAUCAGGUUAAACUGAAUAUGGCAAUAAGAAGUGCUUUUAAUUUUUUUUAAUGAUAAACCUAAAGUGAUGCAGCCUGCAGCUUUCUGCUGAUCUGUGAGCAGAUGUGAUGGAGUCAGAGUCCCAUCGCCCGCUGUCUGCUCCCGUCUCUCUCGGCGGUCACGUUGGUUGUUGUUUGCUCUUAUUUGGUUCUUUAUUUUAAACGUGGACCAGCUUCAGUAAUCCUCUGUCAUCAUGUUUGUGUGAAGUAUUCCUUUUAAUGAUUAUUACCUGUAAUCAGUUAAGUGAAACGCAUUCAAGUCACACGAGAAUCCUCACUUUUAAAGUCUUAUGGCCAGAAAAUGAAGCAGACUGCAACUUACAAAUCAUCCCCCCCCAAACUUCUUUAAUACUUUGUUGAAUUUUGUACGUGUUUAAGCAGGGAAGCUGGUGUUUUGUUCUUUAUUUCUGUGUCGAGUGAUCUCAUAUUUCUUGUACUUUUAAAUUAAUAAAUAAAUCACAUUCAGCUUUUUUUUUUCUUCUAAUAACCAGAAUGAAAUCAGUAUGAAAUUCAGAUGUAAAUAUUUUAGCUUGGAAUCAUAAAACACCAGAUUAAUGAAGGAGAAUCUUUUGAAUGGGACAUGUGCGAGUCUUUGAGAAUAAAAUUUGUUACUAAUUAAUGAGUACACUGGAACACUGAGAGGAAAUCACUUGAAAAACGUGUUUUUUAUUUGUCAGGUGAUCCAGAAAUCUGAAAGCAUUCAUAUUUGAGACCAAGUAAAUUUAAUUUUAGAGGAGAAACAUUGUUUUGUAAUGCGUGUAUAUGUUUCCAUGAUGCUUUUCUGUUUUUGCUUAGUCCAUCUGUGUGUGAACGUUCGGUUAUGAUGUCACUUAGUCUGUAAUUGCUGCAAUCACUCUUUUUCUGUUGUGUAAUAAACUGAUUUUCAAUAAA
This is a messenger RNA of Archocentrus centrarchus (flier cichlid), 3454 nucleotides long. RefSeq names its product CKLF-like MARVEL transmembrane domain containing 6 (gene cmtm6). The transcript is spliced from 5 exons. Gene Ontology annotation, cellular component: membrane. The coding region runs from base 108 to 668 and encodes 186 amino acids. Lineage: Eukaryota; Metazoa; Chordata; Actinopteri; Cichliformes; Cichlidae. The record is from RefSeq and is a predicted model, not a curated record.